Messenger RNA from Postia placenta MAD-698-R-SB12, 918 nucleotides. RefSeq lists its product as hypothetical. The transcript is spliced from 9 exons. Lineage: Eukaryota; Fungi; Basidiomycota; Agaricomycetes; Polyporales; Adustoporiaceae. The record is from RefSeq and is a predicted model, not a curated record. The coding region runs from base 1 to 918 and encodes 305 amino acids.
AUGGGUUUCCUUACUGAACUGCAAUAUGCGGGCAUGGUGUUUUGGCGUAUCCUCUUUCCGAGCGGAACGUUCAGAGCAGACCAGAUAUCCGACCUCGCAGGGCGUGUGGUGAUCGUUACAGGUGCGUUGGCUCUAGUAUACCUAGCAGCAAGGAGUAAGUCCAAGGCAGAAGAGGCCAUCAAAGGCUUGAAGGAGGAGACCGGCAAAGAGGCCAUUUUCCUGGAACUGGACCUCGGGAAUCUCGCGGCCGUACGCAAAGCAGCAGAUGAAUUCUUGAGCAAAGAGCACGAGUUACAUAUCCUGUUCAAUAACGCCGGUGUCAUGGUGCCUCCCAUUGAUAUGACAACCGCCGAUGGCUACGACUUACAGUUUGGAACUAAUGUCGUCGGUCACUUCCUGUUCACCGAACUCCUCAUGCCUGCACUGCUCGCUGGUGUACAGACGUCCCCUGAUCACCACGCGCGCAUCAUCACGACUUCUUCGUCAGCUGCUAUGUUUGAUACCAUCCAUUGGGAAAGCCUGAAGGACGGCCCUGCGCGUCGUAAGCUGAGCACUAGUACGCUAUACUCCCAGAGCAAAUUUGCAAACGUCGUGGUGGCGCGGCAAAUCGCUAAGCGGUACGCAGACAAGGGUAUUAUCUCCCUCUCCUUGGACCCGGGAGGUAUCAAGACUGACUUACAACGCCACGUACGCGACCGUGAAGGUCUAGUCGGGAUGGACUUUACGCUGCGCCCUGCGCCCUUUGGCGCGCUGACGCAGCUGUGGGCGGGUACCAUGCCCGAGGCAGUGAACCACAAUGGCGAGUAUCUGGUCCCCACGGCGAGGGUUGCACCCUGCAGGUCGGAAGCAUACGAUAAUGCACUUGGCGAGAGGUUGUGGAAUUGGCUCGAGGAAGAGGUGAAGGCUUAUAAGCAGUAG